GUUGGCAUUCGGUGUCUAUGGAAGGCAGGACGUGGAGCGCGCAAGGGACAAAAUGUUGGGGGUGUUUGGAGUCACGACGCACGACGCGACGUCAUGACCCUGAAGUGAAUCGCGAUGGAAUUUCUUCUGCUGACGUGAAAUUCCCAGGCCCGACACGCGCGCUGCACAUGUAGCUGCUGUUCACAUCAAACUGUUUUUGAGUUAAAUGUGAUCACCUCUUCAUAAUUAACUUCAUCAGCGCUAGUUUUUUUAUUUAUUUAUUUUUCAUUGCGUGUCUGCUGAGUGGAGAAAAGUGCAGCGCGCUCUGAAGAGUGCGCUGAUUGUUUGGGUCCUUUUUUUUCGCGGAUUUUUUUGUGCGCACACGCAGCUUCAUGCACCGCGCACCUGUGGAUGCCCGCAGAAGGAGCACCGAGGACGCCUUUGGGUUUUUUCCACUCGGGUUUAUUUGCUGAAGCGCGUGUCGGAUGUGCCACAUUCUGGAGCGAGGUCCGGUCACGUUCAGCACCACGUCGGCUUCGAACAGCUCCCCGCUCGGCGCGUUUGAAUGGGCUCUGUCGGUCUCCGGUGUCUCCCGCAUCUCCUAACUACCAGCCGCGAUGGCUUCACACGGGUUCUGGUCUCUCGGCGGGGAUAACGCGGGGACCAACACCGGCAGUCAGAGCCCCAGCACGCCCAGGGCUUGGUGCCAAGCGGCGGCCCAGAAAUUAUCCGGAGGAAUUGGAUCUAAAUUAUGUGCGCUGCUGAACGUCGGGGAGGUGGAAAAAACCGCCGACCCGGCCGCCAAACAGCCGCUGCAGACUGCUGCAGGAAGCUGCGGCUGCAACAAACCUUGCACCUGCACCAAACCCGACGUGGUCUUCUCAGACCUCUAUUCAACAGACCUGUUACCUGCCCUGGACGGUGACACCAAAACGAUGACCUUCCUGCAGGAGGUGGUGGACCUUCUUCUCGCGUACAUAGUUGAAUCUUUCGACCGGGAAACGAAAGUCAUUGAUUUUCAUUAUCCAAACGAGCUGCUGCAGCUGAACAACUGGGAGCUGCAGGACGAGCCCGCCACCCUGGAUGACAUCUUGAUCAGCUGCCGCGCCACUCUCAAAUACGCCAUCAAAACUGCCCACCCCAGGUACUUCAAUCAGCUCUCCACAGGAUUAGACAUGGUUGGACUGGCAGCUGAUUGGCUGACAUCCACUGCCAACACCAACAUGUUCACUUAUGAGGUGGCUCCUGUUUUCGUGCUGCUGGAAUACGUCACCCUGAAAAAGAUGAGGGAGAUCAUUGGCUGGCCUGACGGCCGAGGAGACGGCAUCUUUUCCCCUGGUGGUGCUAUCUCCAACAUGUAUGCCAUGCUCUUAGCCCGCUUCAAGAUGUUCCCUGAAGUGAAGGAGAAGGGGAUGUCAUCCGUUCCUCGACUGGCGGCCUUCACGUCCGAACACAGCCAUUUCUCCAUCAAGAAAGGGGCAGCUGCUCUGGGCAUCGGGACUGAGAGUGUGAUCUGUAUCAAGGCAGAUGAAUGUGGUAAACUGAUCCCUGCUGACCUUGAGAGGAGAAUACUGGAGGCGAAACAGAAGGGCUUUGUUCCUUUCUUUGUGAGCGCGACAGCUGGAACAACAGUGUACGGAGCCUUUGACCCUCUCAUCGCCAUCUCCGACAUCUGCAGGAAGUACAACGUCUGGAUGCACGUGGAUGGAGCGUGGGGAGGAAGUCUGCUCAUGUCUGGGAGACACCGGUGGAAGCUAGAUGGAGUCGAAAGAGCCAACUCUGUCACAUGGAACCCCCACAAAAUGAUGUCUGUUCCCCUGCAGUGUUCUGCCCUGCUGGUCCGAGAGGAGGGUUUGAUGCAGAACUGCAACCAGAUGCACGCCUGCUACCUGUUCCAGCAGGACAAACACUAUGACCUGUCCUACGACACGGGAGACAAAGCGUUGCAGUGUGGACGCCAUGUGGACAUCUUUAAGCUGUGGCUCAUGUGGAGAGCAAAGGGCACCAUAGGCUUCGAGGCUCAAAUUGACAAGUGUCUGGAGCUGUCAGAGUACCUUUACAACAAGAUCAAAGACCGAGAAGGAUACCAGAUGGUCUUUGAUGGGAAACCUCAGCACACCAACGUCUGUUUCUGGUACCUCCCCCCUGGGAUUCGCUACAUGGAGGACAAAGAGGAGCAAAAGAAACGUUUGCACAAGGUGGCUCCAGUGAUAAAAGCUAGGAUGAUGGAGUAUGGAACGACCAUGGUGAGCUACCAGCCUCAAGGAGACAAGGUCAACUUCUUCCGCAUGGUGAUCUCAAACCCCGCUGCUACCUUUGAGGACAUCGACUUCCUUAUCGAGGAAAUUGAGCGACUCGGCCACGAUCUAUAAGACUCCUCAUCAAAUCCUCCCACACUUUUUCCCUCGAUGGAUGAAAUGUUUGUCAUGAAUGUACCGGUAACCAUUUUCAUUUCUCUCCUUUCCUGUAAAAUCUCCUAUUUAAGAGUAUAUUUGAGAAAAAGAUCUACAGAUAUAUCCAUUUAUUGCUUACGCAGCUUUUUCUGAUUUGUGGACCGACUCGGUUCAACGCUUUGUAAAAGUGUGGCUGUCUGCCUUUCUUAUCGUGUAGUAGCUGCAAGAUUAGUGUAAUCGAUGUGACUUUACAUGUACCUUUUGUGAUAUGAAAUGCCUGUGCAAUAAGUCGAUGAGGAAGACUUUUUUUGUUUGUUUUUGGGGUCAUGACUCAUUUACUGAGUAUGUUGUUAAGUGCCAAAUGUAGUUGUGUUCUAUUGUAAAUUUUAACAUUUUAAACUUCUGAUUUAAACAAAAAUAGCACUUCACUUUACCUCAGCUUAAUCUACUGCCUGUACACAUGGGAGAAAGUAGUUUAGCAGUGAUUUUGGACAAAACCGAACUUAUUCAUCUGCCAAACCAGCAAAUCUUUACAAUGCAUCCCAGUCACAGCUGAUGGUACUUGGUGUAGGGACAUGCUAAGAUGCGAGGAAGGUCAAAUUUAAAAACUUCUCAGCCUUUAGUUCUUGUUUAGAAUUGUGUUAGAUACUCCUACAUUUGAAGUAGGGCCUAAGAAGUAAUGGUUUAUCUUAAUUUUAUCUCCAUUUAAUGGCGAGUGUGGUUUCUGCAGAAGUAUCCUGUCAACCAGCAUUAUUAGAUUUAGAGUUUGAUACGGUUCGAUUUCAGACACAUUCUGUAGUUGUAUUUCUGCAAGUUUAGCAGCUUUAAGCAUGCCUGCUGCCCCCAGUGGUCACCAUUUGAUCUGCAACUUCUGGGUGUAGUCGCUGGUGUCUUCACUUAAAGGUGCAUUAUGUAGAAAUAAAGUAAAAUAGCAUCCUGCAGUCAAAUUUGCUUACUGUUCUCUCUCUAACUCCUGUUUCGUGAAUUUCAUGGCUGUUGCCAGUUACCUAUCAACACCAGAAGAUUCCAGAUAACAAGCAAUGACAAGUCAGACACAGUAAGUUGACAAGUAGAUAAAUUGUCAUUGCUGGUGCUAGCACCCUUGGCUGUUUUUCAGUAGGGAGCACUUACUACAAUUGAUACAGUAAUAUGCCUCCGCCAAAGAGGAAGUGUUGUUGCGUUGCUGUUCGCCUGCUGUUAAUGCUCUGAAUGACGUGUUUAAGGAAGUACGAUGCCACAUUUGACUCAUUAUUCACUUCACACAUAUAUUUCACUGUAAUAUCAAGUUGUUGGUAUUUGAAAAUGCAACUUGAGAUAUUUGUUAGAGCCAACUAUUUGCAUCUAAUUCACUGUUAGCAGAAAUAACUUUUGGGUCGCUCUUGCUGGCUUCGGUUCUUUAAAAACCUCUGGAGCUUUUUGCCGGCCACGAUUUAAUUACAAACACCGGCACUGCAGCGAUAGCUCGCAGGAGACAUGGCAACCCCACACUCACUGAUGGUAAACAGUAGCUACGUCCCUCCUUCCUUUAUUUUGAAGGAGAAAAACUGACAACCCCCGCAGCCUGCUGAGAAUGAAAUGUUUAAGUACAACCCUCCUUCUAACAUGAUUGUGAUUUUGGAUUAUUUCUCUGUAGAACUCUUACUUCAUUCAUACAUAUUGCACCUUUAAAUGUGUUUAUCAGGCUCCUGUCUGGUAAGCAUGACUUCCUGUUCCCAUUUUUGUAGCAUUUUCUGCGUAAACAAAAUAAGAAAAACUACCAAAACCCUGAGGCAACAUUCAUACAAUGCAUAACAAAUGGUAUUGGUAUAAAAAUGGACUUUUACCAGAUUUAAAUAUGUUGCUGGUUAACUAGAGUGUCCUGUCAAAAUCAGAGAACCUGGCUUGCCAAAUCAGACUGCAGACCUUGUGUGGAAAAGGUUGUUUCUUAACAGUUAUGCGGCUGUCUGGUGGAAAAAGCGGGCACAAUUAAAAAUAAAGGAAGUGGCAAAGAUUUUUUAAACCACGCAGAGGUUCAGGAUAAAUUCAACAGGCUGACUGGUGGUGGUUUGCAGACAUUUACGUAUUGCUAUUGGGACACCAGUGUGUGCAAUAUUGUUCAUGCAGAAGAAUGCUGUACUGGAACGUAGAACCCUAACUGCCAUUUUAAAUAAUAAUGACCAAAAUGCUGAAGCACAUAGGAAGUGUUGGGAGUUCAGUUAAUUGCAAAAGGUGACAUCAUCACUAAUAAUGUCGCAGUCGGAGCUUUUUCCUGAAAUUGUCUAAACUUGUGCAACGUGCAAAUGCUUCGUUCAGCUAACAACUAAAUAUGGACGUUUUUGAAAGUGCAUGCCUUGACACAUUAAAAAGGUGGCUUGUGCUUGAUUAUUCUGCCAAACCUGUUUGCAGGUUGCACUUUAUUAAAGUGAAGCACAUUAAAAACAAGAUUACAAGACAAAAUCAUUCGUAUAGUUGCACAUUUGUAAUUUCUAGUCUUUUUCCGACAGUUUUUAAUUGUCCCCUGCAGCUUGGGGUCGUGUUAGCUAUUCAUCACCCCAAAUAAAUCAUUUACCACCUAAUCAGCAAAACUAGAAACCUUCAGAAUGAUCUUACCUUAGGUUGUGCUCUUGUUAUAAUAAAAAAUGACUUUAAGCAGGGCCGUAAUGCUGUUUUUGUGUAGGUGUAGGUACUUUAUUAAAGUUGCAUCUGCUGUAUAUCAGAAAACACUUGCACUAAAUUAUUAUUGGAAGGAGCAGCAACUGAGAUUCCUUCUGUUCUCGUUCAAAGCAAUAUUUAGGUAAGGGUCCAACUUGCAUAUCCUGCAAAAUACAAACCAGUUAGUCAAAGAUAAUCAAGUCUCCAGAAGAAGCACACAUACGUUUGCAAAAAAUAAAUAAAUAAAUAAAAGAUGCUUAUCGUAGACGGGGUUUAAGCAGAAGAUCUGUAGCAUUUUUCAUUAGGUAGAAAAGCACAAUUCCCUCAACACGGUCGGUCAGUGUACAAUCACUUUUGAUCAUAGAUUGUAAAUACUAUUUCCAGAUGUCCUAAGUACUUAUCUUUGUGUAUACAUAUGUGUAUAUAAGACAUAUAACCAGAGACUAUUUGUGAGGUAAAUUUAUUCCUAUUUUCUCUGAUAUAGAUGCUCUGUAUUUUCUUCUUGUUGAGCCUAAAAGGCAUUUUUCUUCCCCCAUGUGUGUGUGUGUGUAUGUAUGUCAGAUACUUUGUGACUCUUCUAGCUAUCUCAAAGAAAACUCGUUUCAGGGACUGGUUUUAAAACGAUCGGACAGAUUUCACCUGGAAAUGCCGAAGAGUCUCAGUCGGAGGCUCGAAUGUUUGGAUUUUGAAUCAAUGUGCAAAGCCAUUUUUGACUCUGAAGCUCUGUGAUUUUUUGUGCACAAGUGAUACUUGACAGUAUGUGCCAACGUGUACCUUAGUGUUUGUAACUGUGUUGCCUUAGUAACAAAGAAAACAUUUUCAGUAUUGUCCAGUUUUCCUCCAGAAUCGGGAGGUUGUGCACUUUAGGGUAAAUGAUCUAACAACGUGCAACGUCUAAUAAGUUGAUGUAAAAGAAAAUCCGAUCAGCUAAAAAGUACUUUUAAACUAUAGUUCAGGUGGGAGUCUGUGGAGACGUUAUGAACAAUUAAUACUACGUGGUUUGUAGAUAGCUUCCUAGACAGCCUCCCGUUCAGCUGAGGUCCUUUCAGCUGGAUUAUCUUAAUAUUUCUGUCAGGAUACUUGACUAAAACUCAAUUUGACAUUGACAUAAAAGCUUCCACAUCAUAAUUUGCCUGAACUGCCAGGAAUUUUUUAAAGAUCAGAGUUGUUUUAAAUCUUCAAUUACUCAGAUGAACCCUUGGCUUGCUAGCUUGGUCAUAUCCUAUGCCUAUUUCUCCAAACUACAGUUUUAUAGAGCGCUGUCUACUACAAGCAGGACAUUAAUUAUUCAUAAUCUUUCCACAGAAACACUUGAAAAGAUCUCAGUUGUCCAUUCAAGCUCUCUGAUCUGAAUGUCUCAGGAAACAAGGGUCUGAUGCAAAUGAAAGCAUUUCAUUUUCCUGCUGAUUGUAGAUAUUGUAAAGCAAGCGACUCAUCUUUUCUGGGCACCACUUGUGUUCGUUCUUCCGUUACAAACUUACGUGCACACUGUGAUGCAGAGGACAUCAGGAGCCUCGCUUUGGUGGUCGAUCUCAGAAAAGCCAGACACUGUUUCUUCUCGCUGCCGUUGCUGCUGCUGCUGCUAGACCCUUGCAUGUGCAUGCACUAUCCAGCUUGUUUGAUGUUCAGUCUCCUAUAUAUCCACGUGCAUAUAUGUAUACAGUAUGUGUAGCUCCUGUAAUUAGCUUACGUGUCCUAUAUAGCUUAGAGUGUAGAUUAGUGCUCUGUCGCUCUAGCCUUUACAUGUAAUCUCUGUGUCUUGGGCUUCCUGUAACGUUUCUCUGUGCUCUGCAAGCAUGCCAACCUCGCUUCGCUUCGUAAUCCUCUUCGUGCUUGAUCUGACUUUUCUAUCUUUCUGUCUUUCUGCUUGAAGACUGUCGCCGCUUUGAGUGUUUUAUAUAUAUAUACAUAUAUUUAUAUAUAAAUGUAGUCCUUCCGCAUGUCUUGCUGAAAGCUUUCCUCUUCUCCGCACCUGUACGACCCUUUUCUCUCUUUCUCUUCCGCUUCUGGUAGCAGUAUCCUCGCACCUGCUUCUUCUGAUGUGUCUCGGCUGCCUGAUGUUCUUCUGGUUGUGCGUCUGAAACGGCGAGUCGACUCAUCUUCAGUGUUCUUGUUUCAUUUCACCUUUUGGGGAGGUCAAGAGCACUUGAGCAGAGAAACGGACCCUGGUUUCGUGAGAAGUGAGGUUUUUCCUGAUAAACAUGAGUUUAGUACUCGGUGGACUAAAGCUGAAUAAACACGGUGCAGUUUCAAAUCGUAUACUCUGCAAACGGCUGCACUGGCUUUUCAAACAUCUGUUUGUCCGUGUGAAUCUUAGGAAAGAAGAAAUAAAUAUUAUCUAAGUGAAACAA
Molecule: messenger RNA, 7354 nt
Organism: Nothobranchius furzeri (turquoise killifish)
Lineage: Eukaryota; Metazoa; Chordata; Actinopteri; Cyprinodontiformes; Nothobranchiidae
Gene: gad2
Product: glutamate decarboxylase 2
Biological process (GO): GABA shunt; GABA biosynthetic process
Cellular component (GO): cytoplasm
Molecular function (GO): glutamate decarboxylase activity; pyridoxal phosphate binding
Source: RefSeq, a predicted model, not a curated record